CAAGACAUUUACUUCACUCCACAGGCCUUUCAACAUGAUUUUUUUCUUAGGACUCCUUCUCACCUCUUCAUUCAUCCACGCAGUUCACAUGCUGCAGUGUUUUUUGUGUGACUCUUCAUUCUGUGAGAAGCCAUUUUUAACAAACUGUCGCUCAAAUCAGUAUUGUGCCACCCUGAGGACUGAUGGAACUUUUUCAGGUUUUAAUUUUACAGUAGUAGAGAGGUUUUGCCUAUUGAAUGCUGUUUGUGCACUGCUGAAUGCAAAUGGCACAACAUUCAUUGCUUCAGUUGCUGUUGGUCAGACAAGUGUAACUUCAACCCUCUCCUGCUGCAACACUAAUGGAUGUAACAAGAAUAAUUUUGAUGCACCAAACAAAACCCCAAAUGGACUGAAGUGUAAAUCAUGCCACAGCUUUUAUGAUAAACAGUGUGAUUCUGAUAUGGUCUGUGUGGGUAAUCAGGACCGCUGCCUUAAUGACACAGCUUCUUCGUUGCCUUAUGAUUAUGAUUUUGGAAACAACACCUUGAACGGUUGUAUCUCAAGAACUCUUUGUCAGCCUUCAAACUUUGGAAAUGUGACAUGCUAUGAAGGGAGCUUCUACAAAAAUGGUGUCAUUUGGUUGAAUAAUGUCAACUUCAAUCUCCCACUUCUGAGCUUUAUUACCAUUGUUUUGUUGCUGUAGGAUAACUUAAAUACACAAAAUAUCAUAUACAAAUCCUUGGCUCCAUAUAGUUAGAUUUUAACUUGAUAUCCAUUUCAGCUUUUGUGACUUACACUAUGAUUCAAAAGUACGGGAAUCAGUAAGAUU
Molecule: messenger RNA, 808 nt
Organism: Rhinichthys klamathensis goyatoka
Lineage: Eukaryota; Metazoa; Chordata; Actinopteri; Cypriniformes; Leuciscidae
Exons: 5
Coding region: 35-682 (215 amino acids)
Source: RefSeq, a predicted model, not a curated record